AUGGAGGAUCCAGAUGGAACACUAUCUAGUGUUGCACAAUGCAUUGAGCAAUUACGUCGCACCUCUUCAACGACUCAAGAAAAAGAACAGUCGUUAAAGCAGCUGCUAGACCUUAUUGAAACACGUGAUAAUGCUUUCAGUGCUGUUGGGUCUCAUUCCCAAGCAGUCCCCAUUCUCGUUUCUCUUCUAAGGUCAGGAUCAUUUGGAAUAAAAAUUCAGGCUUCGACAGUUUUGUGCUCUCUCUGCAAGGAGGAUGAAUUAAGAGUAAAGGUUCUACUGGGAGGUAGCAUUCCGGCGUUGCUUUCUCUUCUUAAGUCUAACUCCUCUGAAGGGCAAGUUGCUGCUGCAAAAACUAUCUAUGCCGUUUCUCAAGGUGGGGCUAGGGAUCAUGUUGGUUCAAAGAUCUUCUCAACUGAGGGAGUUGUGCCUGUUCUUUGGGAGAAGCUGAAGAAUGGGCUUGAGGCUGGUAGUAUGGUUGACAACCUGCUCACUGGAACUUUGAGGAACCUUUCUAACAGCACCGAGGGCUUCUGGCUUUCAACAAUGGAGUCAGGUGGAGUGCAGAUUCUUGUGAAGUUGCUUGCAAGUGGGGAGGCUAGUACCUUGGGAAAUGUCUGCUUUCUCCUUGGAUGCCUUAUGAUGGAAGAUUCUUCAGUUUGCUCUGCUGUUCUAGCAUCAGGAGCCACUAAACAACUUCUCAAGUUAUUAGGACCUGGGAGUGAGGCUUCUGUCAGAGCCGAGGCUGCCGGUGCUCUGAAAUCCCUUUCUGCUCAGUGUAAGGAGGCAAGGAAGGAAAUAGCGAGUUCUAAUGGAAUCCCUGCCCUGAUAAAUGCCACUAUCGCUCCGUCAAAGGAAUUUAUGCAAGGAGAACAUGCUCAAGCAUUGCAAGAAAAUUCCAUGAGUGCCUUGGCGAACAUCUCUGGUGGAUUGUCAUACGUCAUUUCUAGUCUUGGAGAAAGCCUUGAAUCAUGCAAUUCAACUGGGCAGAUUGCCGACACGCUCGGUGCCCUUGCUUCGGCACUUAUGAUAUAUGAUACCAAAGCAGAUUCGGUUCGAGCCUCAGAUCCUGUUGUCAUCGAACAGAUACUGGUUAAGCAGCUAAAGACCAAAUCGCCUUUUCUUGCACAGGAACGUACAAUAGAGGCUCUAGCUAGCUUGUAUGGAAACCCGGUCCUCUCAAGGACGCUUGACAACUCCAAUGCAAAGCAUCUACUUGUGGGUUUAGCCACUAUGGCAGAUAGUGAAGUCCAGGACUAUUUGAUAAGAUCACUUCUCGUGCUUUGCAGUGAUGAAGGCAGCUUAUGGCGUGCGUUUCAGGGUCGUGAAGGGGUCCAACUAUUAAUAUCUCUUCUUGGCCUUUCCUCAGAGCAGCAACAGGAAUGCGCUGUCUCUCUUCUCAGUCUCCUGUCCAGUGAAAAUGAUGAAAGUAAGUGGGCUAUAACCGCAGCUGGAGGGAUUCCGCCACUUGUUCAAAUACUAGAGACGGGAUCUGUGAAAGCAAAGGAAGAUUCUGCAACCAUUCUUGGCAACCUAUGCAAUCACAGUGAAGAUAUACGUGCAUGUGUCCAAAGUGCCGAUGCUGUUCCUGCCUUACUAUGGCUACUGAAGAAUGGAAGCGACGAUGGCAAAGAAAUCGCCGCAAAGACAUUGAACCAUCUCAUUCAUAAAUCCGAUACAGGUACUAUCAGUCAGCUCUCGGCCCUUUUGACUAGUGAUCAACCUGAAUCCAAAGUAUAUGUCCUGGAUGCUCUGAGAAGUUUGCUCUCAGUUGCGCCACUUAAUGACAUACUACUUGAAGGUAGUGCUGCGAAUGAUGCCAUAGAAACGAUGAUAAAAAUUCUCGGCUCCACAAAGGAAGAGACUCAAGCAAAAUCAGCCGCAGCUCUUGCAGGACUCUUUCACUGCAGGAAGGACCUGAGAGAGAGUCAUAUCGCUGUUAAGACACUUUGGUCAGUGAUGAGGUUGCUCAAUGUGGAAUCCGAUAAGAUCUUGGUUGAGGCUGCUGGCUGCCUCGCUGCCAUUUUCCUUUCAAUUAAGCAAAACAGUGAGGUUGCUGCUGUUGGUAGACACGCAUUAGCACCUGUGAUGGUCCUCGCAAACUCCUCUGUUUUGGAAGUGGCAGAGCAAGGAACGCGAGCUCUGGCUAACCUUCUCCUGGACAACGAGAUUUCUCUGCAAGCUGUUCCUCAAGAGAUCAUCCCACCGGCUGCAAGGGUGCUGCGAGAUGGCACAAUUGAUGGCAGGACCCAUGCUGCAGCAGCCAUUGCCCAUCUUCUCCAGCCUAGAUCCCUCGAUCUUCCUCUCUCGGAUGAUAUAAACCGCUCAGGGACUGUCCUCGCCCUCAUCUCUCUUCUCGAAUCCACCACUGCUGACAGUGCGGCGACAUCAGAGGUUCUCAAUGCACUCGCCCUCUUAUCAAGGACAAAGGGAACAGUCGGUAAUAUAAAGCCUCCAUGGGCAGUCCUCGCUGAGCACCCUCAGACCAUAACGCCGUUAGUCUCUUGCAUUGCCGAGGUACCACCGCUGCUGCAAGACAAGGCUGUUGAAGUCCUAUCGAGACUCUGCUGCGAUCAACCCGUUGUUCUGGGUGACUCCAUAGCUUCCUCCACUGGCUGCAUAGCAUCUAUUGCCCAAAGAGUCAUCAACUCUAACCAAAGGAAAAUCAAGAUCGGGGGUGCCGCCCUUCUCAUUUGUGCUGCAAAUGAGCACACCCUGAGGACCAUCGAAGCUCUCAACGAAGCAAGCCUGUCCACGCAUCUCGUCCAUUCCCUUGUUGCGAUGUUGAAUGUGACGGCAACAUACCCAGGCAAGAGGGACGGCGAAGGCAUUGAAGAUAUCUGCAUCCGGAGGCACCACCGGACGGCGGCUAGAGACGGUGAAAGGGAGAGUAGCACGGCUGUGAUCUUUGGCGACACCAUUGCCACAUGGCUCCUCUCAGUUCUCGCUUGCCACGAUGACAGAAGCAGGAGCGCAACCGUGGAGGCUGGAGCCAUUGAGGUCCUCACAGACAAAAUCUCUCAGCAUCUGCUCCUGUCUGCACAGGUACUGAAAAUAACACAUUUCCUGACCACUGCGUUUUAUGUAUAUUUAAAAUGAGCUGCUUCGAUACCUUCAAAUAUAGCAUCUUUCCUCCGGCGGUUCCUUCAUUUCUUCCUGAGGGUGGUGGAUUGGGAUUUUGAUUGCUUUGAUUUUGGAAACUGGCAGAGUGAAGCUAAGGAAGACAGCCGUUCUUGGACCUGUGCUCUGCUCCUGGCGGUGCUGUUCCUGGACAGAGAAAUCAUCAGCGAGCACGCCACAAUGCACUCUAUUCCAGUGCUCGCAAGUUUUCUGAGGUCGGAGGAACCCGCUAGCAGAUAUUUCUCGGCGCAGGCGCUCAACAGCCUCGUUUGCAACGGCGACAGAGGUACCCUGCUGGCGGUGGCCAACUCGGGGGCCGCCGUCGGUCUCAUCUCUCUCCUGGGCUGCGCUGAAACCGACAUAUCCGACCUUCUGGAGCUGGCGCGGGAGUUCUCUCUGGUGCCCACCCCGGAGUUGACCUCUCUCCAGCGGCUGUUCACCGUUGACGAUAUCCGGGUCGGCGCCACCUCCCGCAAGGCGAUUCCUGCGCUCGUUGACCUGCUCAAGCCGAUCCCGGACAGGCCCGGCGCGCCGUUCCUGGCCCUGGGCCUGUUGACUCAGCUGGCUAUUGACUGCCCCACCAACAUGGGACUGAUGGUCGAGGCCGGGGCCCUCGAGGCGUUGACCAAGUACCUGUCCCUAGGCCCACAGGACGCCACCGAGGAAGCCACGACCGAUCUCCUGGGGAUCCUCUUCAGCAGCGCCGAGAUAACCCGGCACGAGUCCGCCUCCGGCGCCGUCAGCCAGCUCGUUGCCGUCCUCCGCCUCGGCGGGAGGAACUCCCGCUACAGCGCCGCCAGAGCCCUGGAGAGCCUCUUCUUUGCGGAGCAAAUAAGGAAUGGGGAGGCCGCACGGCAAGCCAUCCAGCCCCUAGUGGAGAUCCUCAGCAGCGGCCCGGAGAGGGAGCAGCACGCCGCCGUCGCCGCCCUCGUCGCCCUCCUCUCCGGCAGCCCCUCCAGAGCCCUCGCGGUGGCGGAGGUGGAGAUGAGCGCCGUCGACGUCCUCUGCCGGAUCCUCUCCUCCAACUGCUCGCCGGAGCUCAAGGGCGCCGCCGCCGAGCUCUGCUACGUCCUCUUCGGCAACACCAGGAUCCGCUCGUCGGCUGCGGCGGCACGCUGCGUGGAGCCGCUCGUCGCCCUUCUGGUAGCCGAGGCAGGACCCGCCCAGCUCUCCGUCGUCCGUGCACUGGACAGGCUGCUGGAGGACGACCAGCUCGCGGAGCUCGUCGCGCAGUACGGCACCAUCGUCCCCCUCGUGGGGCUCCUCUUCGGCCGCAACUACGCCCUCCAUGAGGCCGUCUGCAGAGCGCUGGUGAAGAUCGGCAAGGACAGGCCCGCCUGUAAGAUCGACAUGGUGAAGGCGGGGGUGAUCGAGAGUGUGCUCGGCGUCCUCCCCGAGGCCCCCGACUUCCUCUGCGUGGCCAUGGCGGAGCUGCUCCGCAUACUCACCAACAACGCCAGCAUCGCCAAGGGAUCGGCCGCCGGCAAGGUGGUGGAUCCGCUCUUCUCCCUCCUGACCCGCCCGGAGAUUGGGACGGAGGGCCAGCACAACGCGUUGCAGGUCCUCGUCAACAUCCUGGAGCACCCGCAGUGCAGGGCCGAGUACAACCUGAGCUCCCAGCAGGCCGUGGAGCCCGUCAUCGCCCUGCUGGAUUCCCCCACGCUGGCGGUGCAGCAGCUGGCGGCCGAGCUCCUGUCCCACCUGCUGCUGGAGGAGCACCUGCAGAAGGACUCCAUCACCCAGCAGGCCAUCGGCCCCCUGGUGCAGGCCCUCGGCUCCGGCGUGCCCAUCGUACAGCAGAGGGCCAUCAAGGCGCUGGUCAACGUCGCCCUCUCCUGGCCCAGCGCCAUCGCUAAGGAAGGCGGGGUCUACGAGCUCUCCAAGGUGAUCAUGCAGGUCGACCCGCCGCUACCUCAGGCGCUGUGGGAGUCAGCCUCCUCGGUACUCUCCAGCAUCCUGCAGUUCAGCUCCGAGUUCUACCUGGAGGUCCCCGUGGCGGUUCUGGUCAAGCUGCUGCGCUCCGGCACGGAGGGCACCGUCGUCGGCGCGCUGAACGCGCUCCUCGUGCUGGAGAGCGACGACUCCACCAGCGCCGAGGCCAUGGCUGAGAGCGGCGCCAUCGAAGCUCUCUUGGACCUGCUAAGGAGCCACCAGUGCGAGGAGACCGCCGCUCGCCUGCUGGAGGCGCUGCUGAACAACAUGAAGAUCCGGGAGACCAAGGCGGCGAGGGCGGCGAUCUCGCCGCUCUCGCUCUACCUUUUGGACCCCCAGACACAAUCCCAGCAGGGGAGGCUGCUCUCUGCCCUCGCCCUAGGGGACCUCUUCCAGAACGAGGCCCUCGCCCGCACGCCCGACGCCGUCUCCGCCUGCCGCGCGCUGGUCAACCUGCUUGAGGACCAGCCCACGGAGGAGAUGAAGGUGGUGGCCAUCUGCGCCCUGCAGAACCUCGUCAUGUGCAACCGGUCCAACAAGAGGGCCGUCGCCGAGGCCGGCGGCGUCCAGGUCGUCCUCGACCUCAUAAGCUCCAGCGACCCCGACACCUCCGUCCAGGCCGCCAUGUUCAUCAAGCUCCUCUUCUCCGGCCUCUCCAUCCAAGAAUACGCCUCCAGCGAGACCGUCCGAGCCAUCACCGGUAUGAUAUAUUAUCCAUUGAUCCUCUUCCCCCCGGUUUUUUUUUUUCUUCCACCGUCGUCGACUUUUUUCCGCUUCUUGGUACAUUCGCCCCCACAGUCAUCGAUCCUCUUCCUCCUGUUUUUUUGGUCACCGCCGUUGACCUUUUUCAACUUCUUGAUACAUUCGCCCCACACCCAUCGAUCCUAUUUCUCCCGGUUUUCUUUUUUUCACCGCCAUCGACUUUUUUCCACUUCUUGAUACAUUCGCCCCUAACACCCAUCGAUUCUCCUCCCGUUUUUUUCCCACCAUCGUUGACUUUUUCCAACUUCUUGGUACAUUCUCUCCCACAUCCAUCGAUCCUCUCCCUCCCGUUUUUUUUUUCCACCGCCGCUGACUUUUUUUGACUCCUUGCAGCGGCCGUGGAGAAGGAUCUGUGGGCCAGCGGGAGCGUCAAUGAGGAGUACCUGAGGGCUCUCAACGCGCUGCUGGGGAACUUCCCGCGACUGAGGGCGUCGGAGCCGGCCACGCUGAGCAUUCCCCAUUUGGUGACCUCCCUCAAGACGGGGUCGGAGGCGACCCAGGAGGCGGCGCUGGAGGCCCUGAACCUCCUCCGGCAGGCCUGGUCGGCCUGCCCCCCAGAGGUCUCCAAGACGCAGGCCGUCGCCGCCUCCGAAGCCAUCCCCCUCCUCCAGUACCUGAUCCAGUCCGGCCCCCCGCGCUUCCAGGAGAAGGCGGAGCUCCUCCUGCAGUGCCUCCCGGGGGUGCUCACAGUCAACAUCAAGCGUGCGAACAACCUCAAGCAGUCCGUGGGGAACCCUAGCGUCUUCUGCAAGCUCACCCUCGGCAGCAACCCCCCUCGUCAAACCCAGGUACCCACCCAGCUCCUCUUUCUUUUUUCAUGGCGAUUACUCUCUCUCUCUCUCUCUCUCUCUGCAACUUUUUCCCUCCUUGCUCAUCGAUGAUGACGACGGGCUGUGGUGGUUGUGCCAUCUGAAACCCUAGAUCGUCUCCACCGGGCCCACCCCAGAGUGGAACGAGCCGUUUGCGUGGGCCUUCGACAGCCCACCAAAGGGCCAGAAGCUCCACAUCUCCUGCAAGAACAAGAGCAAGCUCGGCAAGGUAAACCCUUCAUCAUCCAUCCAUCCAUCCAUCGGAAUUUUUUCUUGAUUAUCUCUCGUCUUGUCCCUGAGAAUCUGAUGGGACUUAUCAUCUCGCGCAGAGCUCCUUCGGCAAGGUGACGAUCCAGAUCGACCGGGUCGUCAUGCUCGGUUCGGUCGCCGGCGAGUACACCCUCCUCCCCGCCAGCAAGAGCGGCCCCCGUAAUCUGGAGAUCGAGUUCGUGUGGUCGAACAAAUAA
Molecule: messenger RNA, 7087 nt
Organism: Spirodela intermedia
Lineage: Eukaryota; Viridiplantae; Streptophyta; Magnoliopsida; Alismatales; Araceae
Source: the annotation of a GenBank genome assembly